UGACAGCUGGCGGGGCGCGGACCGGAAGUCAGUCGUGUGCGCCACGCCUUUCUCGAGCCAGUGUCCAAUUAGCGCCUCCCUUCACCUGUUCGCGGCCCUUCAUUGGCCUAGUAUUGCCGGGAGGCGGAGAGAAAUGGAAGACGGGCGACCAAUCGCAGGGCCCACCGCGAGCGCCCUGGUUGCCCCGGGAAACCUAACAGCCGGCAGCGGCGGUCCUCAGACCCUGGACAGCAGGUAGAGUAUGGACAGCCACAGCGAGGACAGGGACACCGAGGGCGAAGGCGGAGCCGAGGAAGGCCUGACCAAGCAGCCGUCCGAGACCAAGGUCAGCUUGGAACCUCAGACCCCGGCCGACCUUGCGGAGCCGGAGCGGGAGCCGGAGCCGGAGCCAGAGCCAGUGCCAGAGCCAGAGACCCAGCCGGUGGCGGAUGGCCCAAAAGCAGAGGCUUCGGAGGGGAGCGAUGACACGCAUGUCGUGGUCGUGGAAGGUCCGGAGGCCGCUGAGUCAGCGGGCGAAGCAGCAGAAGCCACGAGUGAGGCCGUGUCCCGAGAGCCAGAGAGUCUGCCGAAGACACAGCCCGAGACCGAGCCGGAGCCCAAGGAGCCAGAGCCCAAGGAGCCGCCCAAGGAGCCGGAGGAGGACGAAGACGAAGACGAUGACGAAGAUGAGGAUGAAGACGAGGACGAGGACGAGGAACCCGACAGGUCGGAGAAGCACAAGGACAAGAUGAAGAGGGAGAAGAGCAAGGAGUCACGGUUCCGGCCUCCUCAGCCGCUGACCACGAUCGUAGAGGAGGCGGCUGCUCCAGCUCCACGGGCUGAGAAAGCAAAGGAGUCAGUGCAGAAGAGAGGCAGCAAGGUGAUCGAGGUGAUAGGUCGGGAACGACGCAAGAAAAGCAAAGAAGAGCUUCACCGUGGGGAGGAGGAAGAGGAAGAGGAGGAGGAGGAAGAGAAGGAAGAGGACUUCGAAAACUUUGAGUGGUCGGCGGAUGUGCAAAAGCUGCAAGAGCAGCAGCUGCGGGGUGAGCUCGUGGACCAGUACCGCUCCCUGCUGGUAGAGAGGGACCGGUAUCAGCGCUACAAUAUGUACCUCCAGCAGAAGAUCUACGAGACUCUACGCAAGAAGGGCCUGGAAGCAGCAGCAGAACCUGUCGACCAGAGCGCAGAACCAGAGUCUCCGGAAAAAGAGCAAGCAUACUUGCGCUACCUGGCCAUGCUGGAGGAACUGAAGAAACUAGAGGCAGACGACCUGGAGUGGUACCGACAGGAGGUGCGUGAGCUGAAGCAUCAGUGCCUGGAGAAGCAGGCCAAGGUGGACAAAGAGUGGCGGCGCUUCCAGGCCCUCAAGAAGCAGGUGGUGAUGCAGCUCAUGGGCAGCUGCCGCAUGCGCGGUGGGCGCCAGGCCGCUCUGAGAGAGGUGGAACAGAUUCAGGCUCUGGAGGAUAAAAAGGAGAAGGAGAUGAGCGCAGUACGUCUGGAGAACGUGCAGCUGAAGCAGAGCCUGGUACACUUUGAAACCAGAAUGAAGGCCCAGGAGGACUUGGCUGAGGGGCUGCUCCUCAUCGACUUUGAACAGCUCAAAAUUGAGAACCAGACCUUCAAUGAGAAAGUUGAGGAACGAAACGUGGAACUUUUAAAACUGCGCACUAAGGUGACCAGCAACGUGCAGAUUAUAACCCAUGUGAAGGAAAAGCUGUCUUUCAUGGACAAGGAGAACGCAUGCAAAAAAGCACAACUUUUGGAAAUCGAGAGCCAGGUGGCCCUGGGAAGAGACCUAUUGACAAAAACGAAACAAGCCCGGGACAGCCUGCGAAUUGACAACAUCAAGCUGAAUCAGAAAUGUGGGCUUCUGGGUAAGGAAUCACUCCUCCAAGACUUGGAAGAAAAGGUGGAAAAGACAGAACUGCUCAAUAGACGCCUGGAAUCCCUGAAGCGCCAUCACGCCGGGCUCAUCCUGUCCUGCAAAGGGGUGAAGCAGAAGAUCAGGGAGGCCAAAGCAUUUCUCCCCUCUUGACAGUUCUGGCAGGGCAGUCGGCAAAACCAUCUGCAAUUCCAGAAAUUGUCCUUCACUCUCUCCUGCCUUCUGUC
This is a messenger RNA of Acomys russatus (golden spiny mouse), 2088 nucleotides long. RefSeq names its product coiled-coil domain containing 96 (gene Cfap184). The transcript is spliced from 2 exons. The record is from RefSeq and is a predicted model, not a curated record. The coding region runs from base 242 to 2014 and encodes 590 amino acids. Gene Ontology annotation, cellular component: ciliary basal body; axoneme. Gene Ontology annotation, biological process: cilium assembly. NCBI's taxonomy places the organism in Eukaryota, Metazoa, Chordata, Mammalia, Rodentia, Muridae.